This is a messenger RNA of Penicillium canariense, 1473 nucleotides long. RefSeq lists its product as uncharacterized. The transcript is spliced from 8 exons. Gene Ontology annotation, cellular component: membrane. The coding region runs from base 1 to 1473 and encodes 490 amino acids. The record is from RefSeq and is a predicted model, not a curated record. Gene Ontology annotation, biological process: carbohydrate transport; transmembrane transport. Gene Ontology annotation, molecular function: carbohydrate:proton symporter activity. Lineage: Eukaryota; Fungi; Ascomycota; Eurotiomycetes; Eurotiales; Aspergillaceae.
AUGGGUCUUGUGGAAAAGUUUCUGCCCAAGGAUGACCGCUUUGCAGCGUUGCUGCUUUAUGGCAUGGUCUUUUCAACCUGCUUUAAUGGUUACGAUGCUGGGGUCAUGACGGUCAUUCUGGCCGACAAGCAGUUUAUCGACUACUAUGGCAUUACCGCCAGCAAAUCUGGUCUGGUUGCCACUAUCCCAUGGGCCAUGACUGGAGUAAUUGUUGAGGUGGUCCCGAACAACUUCGGUGUCCUCAUCUUAGGACGACUCUUAACUGGUCUGGGUUUCGGCUGCGUAUACAUUGCAACUAACCUAUACGUCGCCGAAUGUGCUCCCACCAAGUUACGAGGAAGUUUCGUCGGCACAGUCUCCCAGUUCGGCUACCAACUCGGCACCCUCAUUGCCUUUUGGACCGGCUACGGAAUGUCCUUCCACAAGUCUCCCUAUAACAUUGCCUGGCGAGUAUCCAACAUUGUCCAGAUCCCAAUCGGGUUGGCCUUUAUCUUCGUCUCUUUCUGGUACCCCGAGAGCCCCCGUUUUAUGCUGGAGAAGUACCCCGAGACACCUGAGAAAUCGCUGCAAGUGCUCAGCCGGCUGCGGUCUGGGGCUCCGACCGAUGAGCGUAUCCGUGCCGAGUUCCAUGAGCUGGUUACAUCAUAUGAGUUCCGUCGUAGAUACAAUCCUGGGUAUCUCGGCUUGUUCAAGGAUAAGAGUAUGCGUAAGCGUUUGGCGUAUGGAUUCUAUGCGGCCAGUCUCCAGCAGUGCGGUGGUAUUGCUUCCCUCACUAUGUAUGCCACUCUCAUCUACCAAAGCCUGGGGUGGGACGCUGGCUCCCAGGCUUUGGCCAUCAAUGGCAUCCAGUCUGUCCUACAGUUGCUCAUUGUAUUGGUCAAUACCUUCACUGUGGAAAGAUUCGGCCGACGAGGCCUUCUCUUGGCUGGGUUCGCUAUCCAGGCGCUGGCGCUGUUGAUUAUGUCCUGCCUCUGCACGGCGUUUCCUUCAAACACAAACAAGGCUGCGGCUGUCGUGGAGGUUGCCAUGCUGUUCAUUGUUGGUUUGACAUACUGCUGGUCCAACGGUCCUAUCGCCGCAGCAGUGGUCUCUGAAAUCUUCCCUCAGCAUGUUCGAGAUAAGGGCUUUGGUCUUGCGAUGCUUGGCCAGACUUCCUGGCUUAUCUUGUUGACCCAAUCUUGGCCAUCUUUCAACGCCAAGGUUGGAGGUCACAGCUAUUGGCUGUUGUUCGGUCUCAAUGUCGCUGCUGGAAUCUCUGUAUUUUUUAUCCUUCCCGAGACAAAGGGCGUCUCUCUUGAGCGAAUGGAUAAGAUCUUUGGAGGCAUUGAUUUUGUCGAGGCAGGCGAGAUCGAAGGAGGCUCUGAGAAGCGUGAAGCCAUGGCCAUGGUGACAGAGGAGAGCAAGGCCCCAACUGCUCAUGUGGAAGAUGCGCCCCAGGAGCGUUCCUCCGGGCCACCGAGAUCUGCGGUGUGA